Cololabis saira (Pacific saury) is the source of this 2294-nucleotide messenger RNA. Its product is annotated as progestin and adipoQ receptor family member 3-like. Gene Ontology annotation, molecular function: signaling receptor activity. Gene Ontology annotation, cellular component: membrane. Lineage: Eukaryota; Metazoa; Chordata; Actinopteri; Beloniformes; Belonidae. The transcript is spliced from 7 exons. The record is from RefSeq and is a predicted model, not a curated record. Bases 165 to 1112 code for a protein of 315 amino acids.
CAGGUUUGGUGGAGCAGCAGUGUAACUAGACUGCAUGGGCUGAAAUGUGAAUAUUUAAAGCAGACACUGCUCCAUAGCUCCUGUGGGGGCUGCACCGUGUGACCGAGGACAUCCACACUUGGAGCGUGAAUAAUGCUUCAGCCUUAACCCCCAUUCAGGACAAGAUGCUGCUGAAAAUGCCCCACAAGCUGCUCAAACCUGCCCACUACAUAGAGCUGGGCAGCUACCAGCACUGGCCGGUGCUGAUCCCCCAGAGGAUACGACUGUACACCUAUGAACAAAUCCCCCUCUUCCUUAAAGAAAACCCCUACAUCACUGACGGAUACAGGGCUCACCUGCCCUCCACGCUCUGCCUGAAGAGCAUUUUUAUUUUGUCCAACGAGACUGUGAAUAUCUGGAGCCACCUUCUUGGUUUCCUUCUCUUCUUCUCUUUGGGGGUCAACGACCUCUCGACAGUCCUGCCGGCCUCUGGAGCCAACAGAGAGGACUAUGUCAUCUACACCAUCGGACUCUUCUGCUUUCAGGUUUGCAUGCUGUGCUCAGUGGGUUAUCACCUGUUCUCAUGCCAUCGGUCAGAGAAGACUUGCCGUCGCUGGCUGGCAUUGGAUUAUGCUGGUAUUUCUGUUGGCAUCCUGGGCUGUUAUGUACCAGGCAUCUUCUAUGCAUUUUACUGCAACGCCUUUUGGCGUCAGGUCUACCUGGUGAUAGUGCUCUCCCUGAUCCUGGCCGUCUUCUGUGCUCAGGUCCACCCUAAUUACCUCAGCAGCGACUGGAAACUGAUAAGGACGACAAUCUUCUGCUGUGUGGCGGGUGUGGGUGUGAUUCCUGCGUGCCAUUGGAUCUGGCUCAAUGGGGGAUUCACAACUGAUGUUGUGAAGCUCUUCUUUCCACGUGUGAUAGUAAUGUACUUGAUUGCUGGAUCUGCCUUCCUGUUCUACGUCACCAAAAUCCCUGAGCGCUAUUUUCCAGGCCAGGUGAACUACCUGGGAGCCAGCCAUCAGCUGUGGCACAUACUGGUGGUGCUGAUGUUUUACUGGUGGCACCAGACAGCUGUGAACAUCAUGCGCUUCAGACACAGUGAGCCCUGUCCCAGCUGGACCAGCAGCAGCUGAGGGAAUCACCCAAACUAUCACAUUAUAACUGCUAAAACAUAAACUGACUGAGGUAGAUGUACCGGUAUAUUAAACAAAAUAGCAACGAGAAGGUGUGUCCAAACCUUUGGUCUGUACAUGUGUGUGUAUGUAUGUGUAUAUAUGUGUGUAUAUAUAUAUAUAUAUAUAUAUAUAUAUAUAUAUAUACAUACACACACACAUUCAAAUUUAAAGGUAAACCAGGUUUAUUCAAACGUCAGUUUGAAUUGUUACAACUAAAACUAAUGUAUUUGUGGAUUGAUAAAUCCCAGAGCUGUGAAAUGAAACGGUAUCUGCUUCUUGCACAUGAAAAAAUUUGCAUGCAUGGAAUUGUUUGUUUGAGUGUUUUAGAUUCCUUAUGAACUUGGGAAACAGGUUGGGCCACUGCAGUCACGUUGCUGUUGCCUCAACAAGCAUCUCCUAUCAACACUUGAAAUUUUCUUAGCACUUCUCACAUUGUUAACUUUUAGAUCUUAAAAUAUAGUCAAAUGGAUUUUAAAAUGCCCCUUUUUCCUAGAACAUCCAGGGACUGUAGAAGUUAUCAUCCUGUAAACCAUUAUCUGUUUAGGCCAGUAAGAUUCAGCUCUCUGCUUGAUGUUGAUUAUUUGAAAACUGUCUCCGAUACCUUUUUUGUUACAGUUCUUUCACACCAUUGGACAGUUCAUUUUAAUUUUCAGUGCUAUAUUGUGUGUUCAUUUUUGCAUGGGUUCAGACACAAUUGUAUUUCAUUUGCCUUAUAUCUUUGCUUAUUUGUGUAUUAUUCACAUUUAACUGUUUCAGUCAGCUGGUCAAAACGUGAAGUCAAAACCAGAACAAAGUGAUCAACUUCUUGUACAAUAAAGCCAGUAUUUUUUUUUCUUUUCUUUACUUUUUUUUUUUUUUUUUUUAAAUCUGGCACUUUAAAACAGUGAAUAAAUCCAGCCUGAAAGCGCUUACUGUCACUGACUGCGGUGCUCGUAAACCCACUGUACAGUUGCCAAAGGAGGUGGUUUUAUUUUCCUGUGAAUUGCUUUUCCAAUCUUUUUUUUUCCUCCAUAUUAUCUGUUUGUAUCUCUCUUGAAUACUGUGUAUUAUAUUGCACUGACUACUGAGAUGUAUAUUAAUUUCAGUGCCUCUGGGAAAAUAUAUUUUUGAAUAUUUUGAAUGAAUAAAGAAUGUUAGAAA